AUGUUGAAAGGAGAGGGUUCGGAAGGCCCUGGGCCUAGAAAUGAGGAUGUGUGCUUGUCUGCAGAGUCUGUUGACAGAGAAUUAGUGGAAAAAAUUGGAGCACUUAAUUUGUCAAAAGCGGCAUGUAUAGAGGGCUUAUCCUUAUUGUAUAAAGAUGUUGAAGUGUUACUAGCUAAUGAUGCACCCAAAGAGGAGCUGGACCGUUAUCUAGAGAGAAUAAGUGUUUCAUUUGGUUAUUUUCAAACUGUUCAUUUGGAUUAUUGCCAGAGUUUGGAAUCUAAGCCAGAAUUACUUACAGAGGCCCUGCAUUUGUACAACAAACAGUUGCGAAAGAAACUUGAUAUAGUCAGCAGGUUACAUAAUACCAUGAGAGGGGAAGCGGAAAGAGAAAUGUUCGAUGUAAGACCCGAGGACUCGGUGAGUAGAGCUGGAUCACGGCGGAGUAGCAGGUCGUCUCUGGGCUCAGUACCAAGUUCCGCCUCAAGUUCCGAAAUUAGAAGAGUUAGAGCUAAGCAAGCAGUAGCUCGGUUAAAAUGA
Paramuricea clavata is the source of this 537-nucleotide messenger RNA. The record is from the annotation of a GenBank genome assembly. NCBI's taxonomy places the organism in Eukaryota, Metazoa, Cnidaria, Anthozoa, Malacalcyonacea, Plexauridae.